Messenger RNA from Amyelois transitella, 1850 nucleotides. It is a transcript of the gene TfIIS, whose product is annotated as transcription elongation factor S-II. The record is from RefSeq and is a predicted model, not a curated record. The transcript has 2 exons. NCBI's taxonomy places the organism in Eukaryota, Metazoa, Arthropoda, Insecta, Lepidoptera, Pyralidae. Gene Ontology annotation, biological process: transcription elongation by RNA polymerase II; DNA-templated transcription. Gene Ontology annotation, cellular component: nucleus. The coding region runs from base 112 to 984 and encodes 290 amino acids. Gene Ontology annotation, molecular function: nucleic acid binding; zinc ion binding.
UUGUCUAUGCUUCAGUGAUAUUUUCGGUGUGGUGGUCGAUUUGCCAAUUUUCACAAUAUUUGCUUCUGAAUAUAGGCGGGAAGCCGUAAUAUUCGGUAAAAAGAAAUAACAAUGAGUUUAGAAGAGGAUGUUAUGAAAAUACAAAAGAAAUUGACUAAGAUGACUUCGGAUGACGGCACGGGCCAGGAAGAAGCUUUGGAACUCCUUAAAGCUCUUCAGACUAUGGCUAUUAAUUUGGAAGUAUUGACGAAAACCAGGAUAGGGAUGACAGUAAAUGCACUCCGUAAAUCUAGUAAGGAUGAAGAGGUGAUAACUCUGUGCAAAACUCUGAUUAAAAACUGGAAGAAGUUUUUGUCAACUCCCAGUACUCCUAAAGACAAUGGUAGCUCAUCAAAGUCCAAAAAAGAUAGCAAGGAUAAGGACAAGAAGGAUGAUAAGGAAAAGGACAAAAAACUACCAGCUUCAUUCCCACCACAGUCUAAUACUACUGAUGCUAUUCGCAUCAAGUGUCGUGAGCUGCUUACUCAAGCACUCAAAGUUGAUGGUGAAAACCCCAAUGCUUGUGCUUCUCCUGAGGAACUUGCAGAAGAACUGGAAGAAUGUAUUUAUGCUGAAUUUAAGAACACUGAUAUGAGAUAUAAGAACAGAGUACGCUCUAGAGUUGCAAACUUGAAGGAUCCAAAAAACCCUACUCUGCGUAUAAAUUUCUUGAAUGGCGCUGUAGCUGCUUCUCGCCUUGCUAAAAUGACUCCCGAAGAGAUGGCCAGUGAUGAAAUGAAGAAGUUGAGAGAGAAGUUUAUCAAAGAAGCCAUUGAUGAUGCUCAACUUGCUACAGUACAGGGUACUAAAACUGACAUGCUCAAGUGCGGUAAAUGUAAAAAGAAGAACUGCACUUACAACCAGCUUCAGACAAGAAGUUCCGAUGAACCCAUGACAACAUUUGUUCUCUGUAAUGAAUGUGGCAACCGCUGGAAGUUCUGCUAAGACUGCUUCUCAAUUUUCUCUAGAUAAUAGUGUAUCUUUUAUAGUAUGAUACAUAAAUAGUAUGAAGUAUAAUUAUAAUACUACCAUAACUAUGGAUUAUCUACAUAUAUUUUGGUUUUUGCUAUUUUACUUGCAUGGAUCUUUCUACUCUCUCUAAGACUUGAAUCAUGUUGAGUAGAUAAGGCAACUUUAGUUAACAUAAUAAAUUAAUUGCUUUAAGUGAAAUAUACAAGUUUUAUUUUAUUUGGUCUAUUUAGAUAAUAAGGGUCAAAAACUUGCAUUUAGUAAUAUUAAUCCUAUGUGUAGAACAGUUUUUUUAAUUUAUGUAAAUGUAACAGAUUUUAAAUUAUUUACAUUUAUGUAAAAGUAACAAAUUUUAUGUAAAUGUGUCUUCAUUGUAGAAAAGAAAUGUGUGGGUUAAUUUUAAUAAAACAAAAUGAAUCUAUUUUUAAUUAUUUAUAUUUUGCAUCAUCAGCAACAGUCAGGUGUGGCCUUAUAAUUAACUUAAUAUAAUUAAUAAAAACGGCCUACACCACCUCAGCCUACCCCCUACAUUUUAAUAUUUUUAGGAGUCUUAUAAUAACAGUUUCAAUAUUCUUAAAGUGCUUACAUAAUAAAUGUUUUUAAAAUUAAUAGAUCUAAAAUACUAUAUAUUUAAGAACUUUUAUAUUAUAACCUAGUUAUGUACCUAUAUCUCCAAGAUAAAAUGUGACAUUUUACUUAAAUUACCCUCUAUAAAGAUGUAGGUAUUGGUAACAUUAAAAAACAGUGGAAUAUAUAAUAUCACUAAUGAUUGUGCUAUAUGCAACCCUCAUUAUAAAUUUUGACUAGGCUUAUAAAUGUUCGAACUUCUUAAUAAAAACAUC